GAACUGGAUACGUCAGUUGUGAUUGUGUGUGAAAGGCGUUUAUUUCUGUUCCACAGUGGCAAAAGUAAACAAGUCUGGCAUAAUAUUUCGUUCGUAAAAUAAAUAUUAUCCUGCAAUACCUAAUUUGUCACAACCCGUCCGCAUUCAAGGCAUUGCAAAAACUCUCGACAAUGGAAGUGGACACAAAGUUACAGGAAUCCGGUUCCGUAGCGGAGCUACAAGACGAUGUCCCUAACGAGAAUCCGGAAAGCUUCUGCCGAUUGUGCUUCUCGGAGCAGAACGUCGUGUCACUGUUCCCACCGGAUGGUGGAUAUUUGCGUGAGCUGACGGAAAAAAUUCGCUUCUGCGCCGGAGUGAAAAUUUCAAUCCGGGACGACUAUCCAGCGGGGAUUUGCGGAUCGUGCAUUGCAUUCCUCGACGAGAUCCAUCGGUUUCAGAAGCGAAGCCGGCACUGUGAUGAGAUAAUUCGUGCGAAACGAAAUCUAAUGGAACAGAUUCACGUGAAAGUGGAAAUGAGGGAAGAGGACGGUGUUGCAGGGACAUCGCAAGUGUCAAUUCCAACUGCGGAAGAGCCGGAGCAGUAUGCUGGGGAUGACUGUCUCACGGAGAGUAGUAUUAUAGCGGAUGCCAUAACUAGUUUGAAUGGGAUUGGAGAACUGAUGGGUACGUUUCAAGGUGGCUUGGAGCAGCAGGUUUUCCCCAAAAUGGAACCUUCGGUUGCGGCCAGUGCCAAUAAGGAGCACCGUUGCAUGGUUUGUGGGCAUAUCUUUCCGGAUCGAGAGUCUUGGAUGGUUCACCUGGGAGAUCACGCAGAGGAACGCCCGUACCAGUGCCUUGAUUGUUUGGCACAGUUCCGUGAAAAACGAUCCCUUGCCAGACACAUGAAAGCGGUCCAUGAAGAGAUUCGGGAUCGAGAGUGUCCCUACUGUCCGAAAUCGUUCAAGUACAGUCACCAUCUGCGGUAUCACAUCCGAACGCACACCGGCGAGCGGCCGUACGUUUGUGAACUCUGCAACGAUAGCUUUUCGCAGCACAUCCAGUGGAAGCGGCAUCAGGUGAAACACCAACGACAACCGGAAACGAUUCAGAUCCAGAUUCCCCGGCCUACGGGAGGCGGCGCAGAGGAUACAUCAUCAAUAAAGUGCGAAUUCUGUCCGAGGGUAUUCUCUAGACUGCAGGACUACCGGCGACAUGCUCCUAGUCACAAUGCGGAAAAUUUGAAUCUGGACAGUCUGGCACAGCACCAGCUGGUUACGCUGCAAACGAUGAAUCAGCACUAGGUGCAGCGGGUAGGGAUUUUUUAUUGUCGGCAGUAGGCUUCAUUAGUAUUGUAUCCAAGUACGAUUCGUUUGGAGUACGUUGAUCUAUUAAAACGCGUUCACGCAACGAGUUUUUGUUUUUAUAAUUUUCUAGUUUGAGCGGUUGAAAAUAAAGGUCGGGAUCACAGACCAUGCAAAUUCACCACCGAAAAAGUUUUCUCUACUUAAAAAAGCGACAAAUUUUACGCCGAAAACUCCGUAUAAAGUCACACUGAAAACUAAAGGUUGGUUGAAAAACGAUUCGUAGAAUGUAGAUUUAUCAAAAGGAGCUACUCAACGAUCGAAGUGUGCUUGGAUUUAAAUCUGUACAUUGAGUUACUAGGUGUCGUUUUUUCUUCGCAACAUAUUUAUUAUAUUGACCAGAAUAACACCACACAAGCUGAAUCGACAAACCAGUCAGGAUUUGUUUGUUCGAACAUGUAAGUCUAACAUAUCUGUGUUAUUGUUAUCACUUUAUCAAGCAAUUGAUAACAAAGCACCGGCCAUUCGAAAUACAAAACACCGCGUCGGCAGCCGCUAUUACACAGUAGUUUGUUAGCGCUCCAAAAUGACGCAGAUCGAGAUCGAUUGCAGUACGUUCGACGACGAAACAAACACCGCAACGGAACAAUUCAUAUUCAACGCCCGAUUUCCGGAAUAUGGCAGCGUGCUGACGCGAUUGGCAUCGUUUAAAACCGACGAUUGGGGUGCCAGUUCACGACGACAAAUGGCCGAGGCAGGAUUUUUCUACACCGGUCGUAAAUCUACCGUUCAGUGUUUCUACUGCGGCUUAAGGCUGUCCAAUUGGAAAGUUACCGACGAGGCUUGGAAGGCCCAUGCGAAAUUGGCUCCCGACGAGAGAUGCGACUAUUUGGACCACAUGAAGGAGGCGCAUUUUGUUGGCAGCAAAGGUUCGAAGCCUGGCGAAUAUGGAAGGAAGUCGUGUUUUCAAGGCAGUCUUGAUGCCGAAUGGAGGCCCUGUCGAAUGAUGAACGAUUGUGUUAUCUGUGUUUGGGAGUUCUGGAUGUUGCCGUCGCAAAGCGGCAAAGAUUAGUGCAUAGGUUGGCAGCAUAGUGACUCACGACUGAUAUUUUGGUAUUAUUCGCUUAGUAUGUAGAACUGCCACAAUAAAUUCAUUGUAAAACUAAGUCAAA
Topomyia yanbarensis is the source of this 2452-nucleotide messenger RNA. RefSeq names its product zinc finger protein 865-like. The coding region runs from base 171 to 1280 and encodes 369 amino acids. Gene Ontology annotation, molecular function: zinc ion binding; RNA polymerase II cis-regulatory region sequence-specific DNA binding; DNA-binding transcription factor activity, RNA polymerase II-specific. The record is from RefSeq and is a predicted model, not a curated record. Gene Ontology annotation, biological process: regulation of transcription by RNA polymerase II. The transcript is spliced from 3 exons. Lineage: Eukaryota; Metazoa; Arthropoda; Insecta; Diptera; Culicidae. Gene Ontology annotation, cellular component: nucleus.